ACCCUUUGGUUUGACAUAAUCUGGGUUAGAUCGAUGCGCUUGUCCAUUGAUACAUGUUAAGUAUCCUUGAACUUUAGAUUAAUCCUUUAUAUUUGCAACACAUGCCUGGUUUAUCUAAAAACUUUGAACAUGGAUAAAAUUGCAAAUAUUUUGAACAAUUCACCAACAAUCGAGGAUUAUCUACCAAAAAACUGGAAUGUAAUCCGUAAAACGCGCAAAGAGCCAUUAAAUGAUGAUGGAGAUACUGAUUUGUUGAUACCUUCCUUUGAGCACUGUCUAAGAAAGAACCUGGAUAAUAAGGUAAAGGACUUCAGAGAACAAAUAAAAAAAGCUCCACAACAUAAGGAUUUAAUAUCAAGAACAAAGGUUCCCCUUCUACAUCAUAGAGAUACUUCAGCCAAACUAGUCCCUGACUCAUUUUAUUCCACUAAUGAACGCACAAUUAAUAGGAACUAUAAUGAUGUAAUAAAUGAGCUAGAGGCUGAUGACUAUGAUCUGUAUAGGUUGCAUAGGGAAGCAUGUACAGUUUUCAAUGACACUCAUGAUGCAUGCGCAGAAACAUCUUCAGCUCCGGAGGAAUUACCAAUUCCGUCAAUCAUUGCUGCUAGGACGAUAAGAGCGAUUAUAAAUUUGAGGUGUUCGCAACAUUCAGUCGAUAGACGAUCUGAUCGCUUAUCCCCUGAGGAUACAGCUGUUCCGAUAACAAAAUCCGACACUUUCAAGUUCAAUAAUUCUCAAAUAAUGACUCAGAUAAUCGAAAAAUCUGAAUCAAUUCCUUCAAAUACAAAUAGAUCGUCACCAAGAUCUGAGAAAAGUAAUAUUACAAGCUCCGAUUUGGAAAGUGUAAAAGGAUUAGAAGAGGAAGAUACAAUUACUAGUAAUGUUGAGAUAGAUUGUUCCCCUGCAUCUAAUGAUGCUAUUUCACAUGCUUCAGAUGAUGAUACACACAAUAAAACUGAUAGUGCACAUGAAGAUGUCAUAAAUGAGGAUCUUUUUACACCAACGAACGUUGUUGAUGCGGUGUACGAAGAAAGCGUCAGUGAUUCGCAAUCAAGUCAUCAUAGUAAUCUGUCUGAAGAACAUUCAGACGUAGAGUCUGAUUUGUGUAUUAACAAAGAAGAGUUGGAUGCUAUAGUAAAUGAUAUUAUCGAUGAACUAGAGACAUCCAAUUCAGCUAGCUUUAAAAAUGAUGCCACAUCGGAUAACGAAUUGGAGGUAGGUGCAGAAACUUCUAAAUUGGACGUUGAAGUUGACUGCGAAACUGUGCAAGAAUCAGGUUUUAAGGAAGACGCUUCUGACCCCGGGAGGGAUGAUUCUACAUCAGAUAUUAAUGCUGAGGAUGAAUCUGUAGAGGUUGGAUUAGACUUGGAACAAAAUCAGGAAAUUUUAGAGAAUAAUCCAGAAAUAUCUGAUACUAUCCAAUGUGACGAUCAAGAAGCUCUUAGUUCCAAUAAUGAAGAUACCCCUGAGAUUAAAAAUAUAGAGAAUACAUCAAGUUCUGAGUAUGAAUUAGAUGAUAGGACGGAGAUCGAUAAUAUCCCUGAAGGCGGAAAUGAAAGUGAUUCUCCUGAAUGUAAAGAAGAAAUAAAAGAAUCUGAAUCAGAAGAAGAAAAAAACGAAAUAUGUAUAUUAGGGUUGAAAGAUACACCUAGUCCUGUCAACUCAGAAAACGAAGCAGAAAGUUCUAUAUCAGAUAUUUUCCCUAUUUCACAUGAGACUUCAUCCAGAGAUUGUGAGCCAAAUGAGAGAUCAUCCGAUAAUUCCCCUGCCCUUGAGGUGUCUUUGCCACUUUUUCUUUCAGAUGAAAGUGUUAGUGAACAGGACUUUGAUGACACAGCUAUGGAGCCAAUUACAGAACUUGAGGUUGAACAGACAACAAUGGAUCAUAUUUAUGAACAUGUAUCGAUUUACAGCGAUUCCAAACAUAGCACUCCUAAAUCUUAUGUACAAAGUUCCACAGACGUAUCUGAAGAUGAGGCAAUAACGGAGGGGCACAUGGAAGAGAUGGUAGAUGUACCUAGUUCUGAUAAACACGAGAUAGAUGAACCUUUAGAAGAUGGUGUUUGUAUGGAGGAAACUGUAGUAUCGGAUCAGGUUUCUCUAAAUGAUGCUCCUAUAGGGUCUGAACAUACUGAAGAAUCUAGUGAUGCUUUGGAAGAUGAUAGUUUAAUUAAUGAGAUAAACGACAACAUUAUGUCCGAAGAAAACAUCAAUUCUAGCCAAAGCUCACCUAAUACGAACUAUGAUGCAACUAAGAAUAUAUCAGAAGACCUGGACGUAUUGUCAAAUUACGAUUCCGACAGUGACUUAGAGUUGGACAGUAGUGUCUAUAGCGACAAAGAUUCAAAUGAUUCCGAAAGUUUGCAUCUUUAUUUUUCUGAUAUGGAAUUAGAAGGGAGCAACAAUCACAAAGAAGAUCCGUUGGAGCCGGAAUCAGAAUCUCCAGGUUUCUAUGACUCUCCAUCCGGGGAAGAACUUGAAAAUUGAGGAUGUUUUUAUUAUUAAUCGCAAGAAUGUAUUCAUAUACCACGUUUUGAAGUGAAUAGUGU
This is a messenger RNA of Theileria equi strain WA, 2549 nucleotides long. RefSeq lists its product as hypothetical. The record is from RefSeq and is a predicted model, not a curated record. Bases 130 to 2487 code for a protein of 785 amino acids. NCBI's taxonomy places the organism in Eukaryota, Apicomplexa, Aconoidasida, Piroplasmida, Theileriidae. The transcript has 2 exons.